AUGGAUGAUAUCAAGUUUCCUAAGAACUUUGUCCUGUCUCGGGACAAUAUGCAUGCGAUUUUUGACGCUUUUGGGGAUGGGCGUUCAGUGACUGAAAUUGCUGCGGAGAUGGUUCAAUCUGCUUCCUCCAAGAAGGUUAGCCGACCUCCUGCCAAAGCUUCUUCUAGAGCUUUGAAGCCGAGCUCCCGCAGCGCCAAGCCGUCUAGCCGCGGUGGGUCGAGCUCAACUCUUAGGCCUGCUGGAGGGUCUAGGUCUGCCCCAGCUUCCUCGGAGGGCGUGGGAGGAACCUUUCUUCCUAUUGUGGAGCAGACCCCUACCGUUGAACAAGUAGAGCAGGGUAUUGCCCAUUCUCCUGGAGGGGUGUCAGGGGAAAAAUCUGAGUUCCCUGUUACUAAAGACAAGGAGGCCUCUGGGACAGGAAUGGAGAUCAUCCUCCUAGAUGACCAAGUCUCAGAGGUUUCUGCUCAAAAUGCCCCUGCCUCUGUGAGGAUUGGAUCUGAGGGCGCUCUACCGAAGACCGGGGAUAAACGCCCAGCCCUAUCCGAAACAUCUGCUCCAUCUCCAGCUUGGAAGAAAUCCAAGGCUGCCACAGGACCUUCUCCAGCUCUUCCUCCCCUUGGGAAAAAGAAAGGUGUUCCUGCUGUGCCUUCAUUGUCUCCUUCCGGGAACGUUCUAAACCGCCGGAUUGAGGAGGCGCGUCUGGAAGAGAACUUAUCUGCAACCAGUGAUGCAAGGGGUAAUCUGGUAGCUGCUCGAGAGCAAAUCCAGUCCCUCCAGGGGGAGCUGCGUUCGGCGCUAGAGGCCCUUAAAAAGGCUGAUGAAAAGGCGGCUGAGACAGCAGGGUAUACCAAGUCUUUAGAAGCAGAGCUGUCUCAGACUCGUGAGGUUCUCAGAGUGUCUGAUGAGAGGGCAGCUGCUUUGGAGGUUCGCUGCGAAGGGGUUUUAAAGCAGCUGUCUUCUGUGACAGAGGCCCUUAGCGAAAGGGAUGAGGCCGUGAGGCAAAAAGCUGAGGUCCAGCAGCAAUAUGGGGUCUUAAAGGCUGAUUUUGAAGAGCUUCAAGCUCAACUGGAGGAAGCGAAGGCUCAGAAGGAAGCAACCCUAGCUCGGGUGGAGUGCAUAGCGAAAUAUCAGGAGUCGGAUGAGCUGAAAAGGAAGAUCGAGCAGGCCUGUGAGGCUCACCUCCAGGACUACAAGGACUCUUCCGAGCUUAAGGAAUUUGUGGCUGAGGCCUGCGAAGCACAUCUUAAUGAGUAUAAAGCUUCUGGUGAAAUGGGAGCGGCUGUUCUUAAGAAAGCCUUCCGCAUAUAA
Molecule: messenger RNA, 1308 nt
Organism: Manihot esculenta (cassava)
Lineage: Eukaryota; Viridiplantae; Streptophyta; Magnoliopsida; Malpighiales; Euphorbiaceae
Exons: 4
Coding region: 1-1308 (435 amino acids)
Source: RefSeq, a predicted model, not a curated record